This is a messenger RNA of Vidua chalybeata, 1802 nucleotides long. It is a transcript of the gene SSTR4, whose product is annotated as somatostatin receptor 4. The record is from RefSeq and is a predicted model, not a curated record. NCBI's taxonomy places the organism in Eukaryota, Metazoa, Chordata, Aves, Passeriformes, Viduidae. The transcript is spliced from 2 exons. Gene Ontology annotation, biological process: cellular response to glucocorticoid stimulus; neuropeptide signaling pathway. Gene Ontology annotation, molecular function: somatostatin receptor activity; neuropeptide binding. Bases 427 to 1668 code for a protein of 413 amino acids. Gene Ontology annotation, cellular component: neuron projection; membrane.
GGAUCCCGCCCUCCGCAGAGCUGGGAAGGAGCGGGAAUGCUCAGGCCGGGAGCCGCAGGACAGCACAGCCCAGCGGGAGAAGGGCGGAGGGCACUGCGCUGUUUUCCAGAGGAAAUCCUGGAGCAGAAAGUUGCGCCAUGUUUAUUUUUUCACGGAAAGCCGAUGCCUGCGGCAUAGGAAUGCGGGAGAGGGGGAAGAUCCUGCGUGUCCAUCCUUGCUUUGUCUUUCGCUUUAAAAGGUCUGGAUCUUCCCGGUCAUCUGAUCCAGGUCAAGUAGGACUUUCCGUUGGCAACGUAUCCCACCGGAGUAUCUUCCCACAGUGGCUUCUUUCCCCCAGCAGGAAGUAGUGAGGCUCCUUCAAUCCUUGGAAUACUGAAAGGUUGACUCCAUUGCCACUGCUCUCCCAUCCAUGGAUCACCUCCCACCAUGAGCAUGGAUGCCGAGCAGCUCCUGGCAGCCGGAAUUCCCCUCUGGAGCAUCUCCAGCUGGGCCAGCUCUGAGCCGCCCCCCAACAGCAGCAUGGCAGCAGCAGUGGUGGCGGCAGUGGGAGAGGCCAGCCGGCCCCCAGCCACCCUGGAGCACGGUGGGAGUGCGGCGGAGAUUGUGGGCAUGGUGGUGCUGCAGUGCAUCUACGGCCUGGUGUGCCUGCUGGGGCUGCUGGGCAACGCGCUGGUCAUCUUUGUCAUCCUGCGCUAUGCCAAGAUGAGGACAGCCACCAACAUUUACCUGCUCAACCUGGCCAUCGCUGAUGAGCUCUUCAUGCUCAGCGUGCCCUUCGUGGCCACAGCGGUGGCACUGCAGCGCUGGCCCUUUGGCCACGCGCUCUGCCGGACCGUGCUGGGCGUGGACGGCCUCAACAUGUUCAGCAGCGUCUUCUGCCUCACCGUGCUCAGCCUGGACCGCUACAUCGCCGUGGUGCACCCACUGCGUGCUGCCUCCUACCGCCGCCCGCGCAUCGCUAAGCUGGUCAACGGUGGUGUGUGGUUGCUGGCGCUGCUGGUAGCUUCACCCAUCCCGGUGUUUGCCGGCACAGCGGUCACCCGCGAUGGCCAUGCGGUGGCCUGCGACCUGCUGUGGCCCAGCCCGGCGUGGGCCGCUGCCUUCGUGGUGUACAGCAGCGUGCUGGGCUUCGUAUUGCCUGUGGUGGCCAUGGCACUGUGCUACCUGCUGCUGGCCGGCAAGAUGCGCGUGGUGGCGCAGGGCAUGGGCUGGCAGCAGCGUCGGCGCUCCGAGGGCAAGCUGACACGCCUGGUGGUCACUGUGGUGGCCAUGUUUGUGGUGUGCUGGCUGCCCUUCUACGUGGUGCAGCUGCUGGAGCUGCUGCUGCCCGGCCGCCUGGAUGCCAGUGCCCACAACGCUUCGCUGCUGCUCAGCUACUCCAACAGCUGCGCCAACCCCAUCCUCUAUGGAUUGCUCUCCGAGAAUUUCCGCAACUCCUUCCACAGCGUGCUGCGCCGCUGCCGCGACACCGGCCUCUGCUGCUGCCACACUGACAAUGGGGACGGAGGGGACAGCGAGGAUGAGGAGGAGCCGCUGGAUUACUGCGCUGCACCCCGCGGUGACACCAAGGGCUGCGUGUGUCCCCCCCUGCCCUACCAGCAGGACGCCCUGCGCCCCCAGCCCUGCUGCGCGCACGGGGCCCUCCUCCCCAAAACCACCCCCUUCUAGGGGAUCCCAAAAUCGGGGAUGAAAGGGGAUGCCAGAUGGAGAGGGCCUGCAAUGCUGGGUCCGAUUACCGGUUGUGCUGCGCCACUCUCUGAAAUAAAAAGCCAUAAGACUGGCCUGGGAUGGAGCAAAUUCCA